Messenger RNA from Amphiprion ocellaris (clown anemonefish), 848 nucleotides. It is a transcript of the gene tma16, whose product is annotated as translation machinery associated 16 homolog. NCBI's taxonomy places the organism in Eukaryota, Metazoa, Chordata, Actinopteri, Pomacentridae. The transcript is spliced from 7 exons. The record is from RefSeq and is a predicted model, not a curated record. Gene Ontology annotation, cellular component: nucleus. Bases 41 to 718 code for a protein of 225 amino acids.
ACCACUUUAUUUUCUCCGUCACGUAGUCGGACAAAAUUCGAUGACGGACCUUUUCCGCUUCCAGUCCGGUUGUCAGUACAAAGCUCCACGCGUGUUUUCAGUGAAGAUGCCGAAGACUCAGAAAGGAAAAGCGGCGGAGAAAGUCGUUCAUCCGUACAGCAGGAAAGCUGCAUAUCUGGCCCGAGAGGAGAUCAGACUGAAGAAGAAAGAAAGACAGAAGACUGAGAAAGCAUCGCGGCUGCACGGCACUGGUGAGAAGCUGCUGUGGUUUCAGAGUCAGUUGGAUCCGACGAAGACGACUUACACAAGAAAAGAUGCCUGUGACAUUAUUGAAAGGUACCUCCACAGAUUUGAUUCAGAGCUGGAGCAGAUUGAGCUCGUGAACGGGAUUAAAGGUCGGCAGGGUCGUCUACACGGCGCCAGAGAGGCCGUCAUCAAACAGACCAUCGAGCGAGAGCGGGCGCAGUAUGAAGGUGUCGGGUUCGAGAUUCCAGACAUCAUCAACGCGAAGCAUCUGAAGACAUUCAGAGAGUGGACUGGAGAUCUGAUGAAGCUUCCAAAUAUUAAACUGCGUAAAGUCUCUAGCAAAGGUCUGGACACAAAGACUGACAGAGAAGAGAAACAGGAGGCAGAAAUCGAUCUGGAGGAGGAUAAGGAUGAAGAUGAUCUGGAUGAUGAGCAGGUGGAUGAGUCGCUGCUGAUGUCAGACUCCCAGUGAGACUUUUUACAUGGAUCUGGACCUGAAAGACUUCUACAGAGAAAGCGUGAGAAGACGCUGCUACUCCAUGUCUGUCCAGAAGAUGGCGAUAAACCAGCCCUCAGAUGGAAAAGUAAAAUUUUUCAUCCAA